This is a messenger RNA of Fusarium venenatum, 459 nucleotides long. RefSeq lists its product as uncharacterized. The record is from RefSeq and is a predicted model, not a curated record. Lineage: Eukaryota; Fungi; Ascomycota; Sordariomycetes; Hypocreales; Nectriaceae.
AUGGCGCAACAAACACUCACCCACGUCCCAUUCCUCUACCGCUUCGUGUUCCUCUGGUUCGAACCAGCAGCCGCAUUCUUGGGUUCCAUACUUUUAUGGACCGACCCCGCGCUGAUUCUCAACACCAUGAGCCCUGGAAGUAGAUACGCGCCCGACAACCGAGUCAUGUAUGACCAAGUUGCGGCAACAUACACGCUCUUCGCAUUUAAUGAGGCUGUCCUACUGAGAACUACAAACGAUUUACGCGUCUGGCGCACUAUUAUUACUGGAAUUUUGAUAUGUGACGCGCUGCACAUGUACGCCAGCUGGGCUGCGCUGGGGAGCGUCUUCUGGAACCCUGGAGCGUGGAGAUGGGAGGAUUGGGUCAAUUUAGGGAGCUUAUGGGGUCAGGCUGCUGUUCGUGUCGCUUUCAUGGCAGGUGUUGGGUUGAAGAAAAAUGUUGGUGUCAAGAAGGAUUAA